UCUGACAGCAUCCUCCUCUGUCACGGACGCGCACACAGCAGCUCAAUAUUUGAGAAUACAGCUUAGCUUUCUGCACACACACACACACACACACCUUCCAAAAGAUACAUCAUAAAAUCACACAAGUACAUUUAUCAACAUUUUUUCUCCACUGGAUAUUGAUGAAUUUGCCUCAACGGUUGCCGUAGCGGUCCACCAAGAUCGUUAUUGCUUGUAUUUCCUUCCUUCCCGCAUCCAAAGACUGAUCUACGCUGCAAGAUGGCUGAGUUGAAUUUGGGGAAGGGGCUGACUGCGGGGAAAGUGGCCAGCAACGUUCAGAAAAAACUAACGAGAGCCCAAGAAAAGGUUCUUCAGAAACUUGGCAAAGCCGAUGAGACCAAAGAUGUCGCUUUUGAGGAAGGAGUGAUCAACUUCAACAAACAAUAUGCUGAAGGCAGCAAACUGCAAAGGGACCUUAGAGCAUACCUGGAAGCAGUGAAAGCCAUGCACGAGUCCUCCAAGAACGUGCAGGCGUGUUUGGCUGACAUGUAUGAGCCGGACUGGUAUGGCAAGAACGAAGUGGAUUCCAUUGUGGAGGACUGUGAUGUACUGUGGACUGACUACCACCAAAAGUUGGUUGAUCAUGCUCUCAUCUCCAUGGAUACUUACCUGGGCCAGUUCCCUGAUAUCAAGGCACGUAUCGCUAAGAGGGACAGGAAGCUGGUCGAUUAUGACAGUGCCAGGCACAACUAUGCCACCACACACAAGACCAAGAAAAAGGACGGGGGCAUUAAAAUUACCAAGCCCUCCUCCUUGUUAGAGAGGGCCACUCCAGGCUGGGCUCAGGGUAUCUUGUCUGCACACAAUGUUGCCCAGAGCAGUCUGUCCAGGGGCCAGGCUGAGGAAGAGUUGGAGAGAGCACAGAAGGUGUUUGAGGAGAUUAAUAUUGACUUGCAAGAGGAGUUACCUUCACUCUGGAACAGUCGUGUUGGGUUUUACGUCAGCACCUUCCAAAGUUUGGCUGGUUUUGAGGAGAAGUUUCACAAGGAAAUCAGCCGGUUGGAUCAGGAUUUGUAUGACACCUUGGAGACACUGGAGAGAACAGACACAACAAGCAGAAAGACAGGUAACAGCGGCGCCUCAUCGUCAGGAACAAAUAGGAGUGUGAAAGAAGCAUCUAACCACACUCUCAGGCCAGGAGGACCACCACCAAUCCCCAAAUCUCCAUCCAAGCUAAAGCCAGCAGUGCCUCCACCACCCAAGGUGACCCCAUGUAAGGAGUUGAAAACAGAGAACAUCAUCAACCUGUUUGAUGCCGCAGCCGCUCCUGACAUCAGCGUCACCUCCCCUACAGAGUUUGACAGUCCUGCAGUGAGCAGCCUGUUGGACAUGGACCUGGACCCUUUCAGUGCAGCAACCAAAGCCUCCACGGUCACACAGCCUGCAAACUGGGAUUCAUGGCCUGAGAACAGUGGUGCCCAUGAAGAGGACACCCAGGAGCACUUUGACCCUGUGGCUGCUGCUACAGAUGCCUGGGGGGAUGACGGUUCACAGCCUGUCCACUAUGACCCCAUAGCAGCUGCGACAGAGGGCUGGGGGGAUGACGGAACCAAACCAGUUCGCUAUGACCCUGUGGCUGUGGCUCAGGAGGGAGGGGGGGAUGAUGAGAGUCAGCAGGUUCAUUACGAUCCUGUGGCUGAAGACCAGGAGGGCUGGGGCGAUGAUGGGAGCCAGCUGGUCACAGAGGUGCUCGCCACGGAGGAUGAAACACCUGCAGCUGAGGCCGCUGAGGAAGAAGCCACAUUAGCUGCCGCUACGUUGGAUAAUGAAGAGGGUCAGGGUGAGUCUGCAGCAGCUGCUGCGACAACAGUCGAGGAAGCAGUGACAGAGGAGACACCUGCAGUAGUGCCCGAACCUACAGAAGAAGCAUCAGAACCUGCAGACAUGCCACCUGGCUUCCUGUUCAAGGUCCAGGUGAUGCAUGAUUAUGCUGCCAACGACACAGACGAACUGGAGAUGAAGACUGGUGAUGUGGUGCUAGUAAUCACCUUUGACAACCCAGACGAGCAGGAUGAUGGCUGGCUGAUGGGAAUGAAGCAGGAAGACUGGAAGCAGAACAAAGAAAAUGCCGCUAAAGGAGUAUUCCCUGAAAACUUCACCCAAAGGCUGUGAAAGAGGAGGACGGGACAUCAUUCCAGCUUCCUUCUUUAUGUCUCUCUUCCUCUUGCCUCAAUCCUACCUUCCCUCUACCUGAUACUAUGUCUUUCCUAGGACUUUGGCCAUAGAAGCAGAGCUGUCACAGCCCUGGUGGAAAUCAUGCAUUUCUAAGGUCUGCUACACUGUGCUAAAAGUGGAUCUUGGCAUUUCUGGGGAUUUCUGCCAACAUUUACAAAUUGCAGAUGUAGCCAUUUCACAGAUGCCACUCUUUGCUGCACUAUUGUUGCUAAUCAAUACCGGAGCAAUUGAUUAGAGAAUCCUGAUCAUACUGUAUAGAUGCAGGGAUGGGUGCCUCUGCAAUGGCUACCACUGUAAUUGCAUUAUAAUGUUUUGUUCUUAGUCAUGUCACAUCAUAAACUCCCCACCACCAUAACAGAGGAAAUGUCUAUCAAGACAUGCUUUCAUUCAUCUGAUACCGAGGGAUUGAGAACAGUGAAAUGUAUUAAGACAAUGCCAAGUGUAGCAGAGUAGCCACAUAUAGGCCCUAAAGCCUGUUUUCAUAAAGGAUUGGGAGGGCAGGGUAGUUACUAAAAACAGGCAAAACAGGAUAGUCCUCACUAUGUUAGCUCGAAACAUUCACCCAGCAGAGUAACACACUGAAAAAGCAAAAGCAACUCCUAGCCGGCAAACCCUAUACAAAAGAAGGUGCAGACGUCUAGCCAGCCAAACAGCACAUAAACAGUGAUGAAUUUAAUUAAACAAAACAAAAUUAUCUCAUUAUCUCAUUAACAACUGGGCUUGAAUUUUCAGAUAUCUAAAAAAAAAAGGCCAGAAGUGGGUUAUUGAAACAAGUAAGUGUAAUUUUCUUCUUGGUCAUGCAGGUUUGUUUCCUCACCUGUAGCGUUUUGGUCAUUUUUGGUGACUGACUGCAAUGCUGGCCAUUGAUAAGUGACAGUGGAGCAUAUCAGGGGGAGUGUCAGUAAAGAUGAAGCAUUGCAGUUUUGGUGCCAGUAUUUGUAUUUGCUAUUUACUGAUCUGCAGUCACUCUAAUCAGUCUCGGUGUCCUUCUGCUGUUGGACAUAUCUUCUAUUCCUACUUUUAUUAUUUACUUGUAAAACAUGGGCCCUUGGCUGUUGUAUUAGUUUAAAUCCAAUGGUGGUAUAAGUAGAACUAACCUGUUGUUAAAAUCCAAAUAAAUGCAUACAUGCAUAUGCAUUUAACUAGUCACCUGACACCAACCUAGUUAAAGACAGCAGGAAUCUCAAUAUGGAAAUGUUUUAAAAAUCUGAGAAAUGCUGGUCUUAGAGUCCCAUAGAGUAGAAAAACACGACUGCUUUCAUUUUUGACAGUCAGGGUUUUUAUUCCUUGUUGUUUAAAUUAGUGUGAACUUGUGUGGAGUGGGCAUGUGAAGAAUCUUUUCAAGGAAUUUAUUUAAUUUUUUGUCACAAGGGAUUCCAAAUAUGCAUUAGCCAGGCUCGCUAAAAAGCUAGCCGACAAACUACAAUAUUGAGACGCUGCUACUGGUAGUAUAAUAGUUAGGCAGAUAUGAUUACACCCUAAUGCUAAUCAAAUAUAUAAUAACUGAGCCAGCCUCAUUCGUUUUUAAAAAAAUGUGCCGAAAAACAAUUCCUUCCGACGAAGACGACUGAACUCAAAUGCAGAUGAUUCCGAAUAUGCACCAGAGCAACUUCUUUUAUUUUUGUAUGCUGCCAAGCAAUGAUUACAUAUAGCCUAAUGUAACUAUGUCAACAUAAUUGCCAACUUAGGAUGUUAUGGAGUGUUUUGUACUUCUGUCAGGUUUACUGCUCUCAACGUAGCCGCUUACUGUAGGUAGUUCAAACUAUCUCACGUUCAGUCAUUCAUUCAGUCACCGACUCAGAAGAGAUUCACCUUUCUCAUGAUGUUACUAACAUGUAAUAAGUGUGAGAGAAAAUGGUUGUGUGUGCGAUUGUAUGUAUGUAUGUAUGCGUGUUUAUGGGUUGUUUGGAGACAUAAAUUCUUUAUCUAUAGGCUAUUGUUAUUGGACGAUAUCACCACCACCUACCAGGGAAUGAGGUCAUCAGUUUUACAGGAAGUUUUUCCGACUGGACAAAGACAACUCAAAACGUAUUUGGGUCUUUUUCCACUGGCUGGCUAUUAUGGUUCCGGGUGUUAUUGUGCAUAUGUUGUGUAUAAGUGUAAUUUUGCCAAGCUGUGAUGACAGAUACAUAUUCUAUAAAGACAUUCAUAUCUGUAUGUGAGUUACUGUGAGCAUGCUGAAUUCCCAUGUGUUGUUGUGUGAACACCCCUAAUUUAAGACAAUGAUACUUGGGUCACUUUUGAGGCAAUUUUCUUUCUUUUUUUUCAAUUUUUUUAUUAUUUAUUUUGUUCAUUUUAGUAAGGGGAUGGUGGCUGUUACUGUGUGUUUUCCACCGUUCCCUCUCAAAUCGGUCCCUGAUUAUAAUUGCUGGUUGUCCAUCAGCCUUGCCUCAAAAUGUUGCCGGGGUAUCGUGGUCCAAACAGAGUUAAACAUUAUUACGCGGAGACAGGAGACACAUAGAGAAAUAUUUUAAACCACCAGACUCAGGUGGACAAAUUUUUUGUAAUGAUUUUCAGAAUUUUAACCACUUGAGAUGUGCAUGAGUUUUUCAUGUGUGUUUAAAAAGUCUCACGUGAGAGUAUCACCUGCACAUUUAGGUAAACCAAUCACUUUCAUAUUUUUAUUUUUAAAUAUAUGUAACUUAGUGAGUGUUUCACCUGGGUCUGGUUCUCUAUCUGUCUAUAUGGAUGAGUCUCCUGAUGAGCUAUGGGAUACGACAAAAAGGUUUUUCCUGUACCUAACUGACCAAUAAUAAUAAAGAUUACUUAGAAUCUC
Dicentrarchus labrax (European seabass) is the source of this 4990-nucleotide messenger RNA. It is a transcript of the gene bin1a, whose product is annotated as myc box-dependent-interacting protein 1. The record is from RefSeq and is a predicted model, not a curated record. The coding region runs from base 259 to 2151 and encodes 630 amino acids. The transcript has 20 exons. Gene Ontology annotation, cellular component: synaptic vesicle; cytoplasm; plasma membrane. Lineage: Eukaryota; Metazoa; Chordata; Actinopteri; Moronidae. Gene Ontology annotation, molecular function: tau protein binding; phospholipid binding.